AUGUCAGUCUCUCCCGAGCCUCCUACUAAAACAAAUGCAGAUGCAUACACAUAUACAUACAUACAGAGCACUAAAGCAGGGAUAUUCUCAUCUGAUAUAAAGAUCUUUGAGGUAGAUAGUUACUAUAUCACAAUACAAGUGGAUAUCGAAAUCUUCAAGACCGUAACAUACUCCAGGAUAUCCCGGUCUUACAUAUCGGUUAGCAGCAUCAAGACAACUAUAGAGAGGUAUAAGAAGGCUAGCUCAGACAGUUUGAACAUGACUUCUGUUACAGAGAUUAAUGCUCAGUAUUAUCAACAAGAAUCAGCCAAGCUGAGGCAGCAGAUACAGAUGCUGCAUUUGAUGGGAGAUUCUUUGAGUGCCCUUUCUGUGAAGGAACUGAAGCAGCUCGAGAACAGGCUCGAGCGCGGAAUCACCAGAAUUAGGUCCAAGAAGCAUGAAAUGCUGCUUGCUGAGAUUGAGUACUCGCAGAAAAAGGAGAUUGAGAUGGAAAAUGAAACUGUGUACCUUUGCACCAAGGUAUCUGAGAUAGAGAGAAUGGAGCACGCGAACAUGGUUCCGGGCCAGGAGAUGAAUGUGAUUCAGGGGUUGGCUUCUCGCAAUUUCUUCCCUCCCAAUAUGUUGGAGGGUGGAAAUUUCUAUCCUCAUCCCGAUAAGAAACUCCAUCUCGGGUAUGAAUCAAUAAUUCCGUGCAUAUUAGUAUGGAUACUUUAUGGAAACUAUAGCAUCUCGUCUGGCGUUUUAAACGCUCAGUAGCAAAUAUUAGUUUCUCAUUUGCUGGUGGAUCAUCGUCCUUUUGAUAAGUAAGUGUCAUAAAAAAAAAUACUAUAAUCCACUAGCGUAUUUAUUAUAAGAAGUGUCAUCAAAUGUACGCUGGUGGAUCAUCGUAUUGUAUUGCGACAUGGUAGUGCAGAUAGUACUUCAGGUUUAACGUACAAGAUGUUAUGAGAGCAUGUAUCGUUCUUGGUUCAAGAGUAAAAUGUACAUGCCUUCAUUUUAUU
Punica granatum (pomegranate) is the source of this 1001-nucleotide messenger RNA. The record is from RefSeq and is a predicted model, not a curated record. NCBI's taxonomy places the organism in Eukaryota, Viridiplantae, Streptophyta, Magnoliopsida, Myrtales, Lythraceae.